AUGUCCAAAAUUCUGGGAAAGUAUCAGCAUGAACGAAGCGAGAAUCUUGACGAGUACUUCAAGACUCUAGAGCUGCCUUACCUGGUCAGGAAGAUGAUCAACAUGUCCAACCCGAAGAUCGAGGUGACCAAAGAGGGGGACAAGUGGAUAGUAACGACUGUGACUAUGAUGCGCACGCAAGUCUGGGAAUUCACGCUUGGAACUGAGUGGGAAGAGGUGAUGCCAUCUGGCGUUAAACUCCAGAAUACUACUACCAUUGAGGACGACAGCUUGAUUAUUACCAUCAUAAUAGUAGUAGUUACCAUCAGGAUAGUAAAUACUACAAUUCAGAUGGUUUACUUAAUUAUUCAAAGGAACCAUCCAUGA
This is a messenger RNA of Cotesia congregata, 366 nucleotides long. The record is from the annotation of a GenBank genome assembly. NCBI's taxonomy places the organism in Eukaryota, Metazoa, Arthropoda, Insecta, Hymenoptera, Braconidae.